Molecule: messenger RNA, 2724 nt
Organism: Engraulis encrasicolus (European anchovy)
Lineage: Eukaryota; Metazoa; Chordata; Actinopteri; Clupeiformes; Engraulidae
Product: protocadherin gamma-C5-like
Exons: 3
Coding region: 115-2724 (869 amino acids)
Biological process (GO): homophilic cell-cell adhesion
Cellular component (GO): plasma membrane
Molecular function (GO): calcium ion binding
Source: RefSeq, a predicted model, not a curated record
UCUUGCUGGGAACAAUGCAGAUUGAUCAAAUGUGAUUUAUGGAUAUGAAUUCGCACUGGAAUCUAGUGAAAUCCAUACAGGAAACGUAAUCGACAUGAAAGAACGUGUUUGGAAAUGGGACCAGUGAUGAGAAAAAUGCCCACGAAGCUGUGGGUGCUGCUGCUGUUUAACGCAGUAGCCUUUUGGAGUACGACGGACGCACAGAUUCGGUACAGUAUUCCCGAGGAACUAAAGGAGGGCUCGGUUGUGGGAAAUAUAGCCAAGGACCUUAGCUUGGAAGUGGCUGAGAUCUCCGAACGUAGGUUGAGGAUAGCCUCUGAGUCUGGUAAGCAGUAUUUCGAUGUGGACUUGGUGAAAGGCGACCUUGUUGUGAAUGAAAGGAUUGACAGAGAGGAGCUAUGCGCGAAAAGCUCGAGUUGUUUGUUGCCUCUGGAGAUGAUAAUAGAAAAUCCACUGAACAUGUAUCGUGUGGAGAUUGAAAUUCAGGAUAUAAACGACAACUAUCCAGUAUUUCAGACCCACGAGCACGUUUUAAACAUUGCAGAGUCCACAGUAGCGGGAACAAGAUUCCGACUGGAAUCUGCACAGGAUCCUGACGUGGGCUCACACUCAUUAAAAUCUUACACUCUGAGUAAGAAUGAUAAUUUCAAACUUGACGUCAAAACAAACAAAGACGGAACCAAGCUGCCGGGACUAGUUUUAGAAAAAACAUUGGAUAGAGAAAAGCAAGCGGUGUACACUCUACUACUCACCGCCAUAGAUGGAGGAACACCAGCACGGUCUGGUACCGCAGAAAUCAAGAUUCGCGUCCUGGAUAUUAAUGAUAACGCUCCGGCCUUUGAGAAGGCUGUAUAUGACGCACAGCUGACUGAAAACUCGCCGAUUGGUGUGGUAGUAGUUACAGUAAAAGCUGUUGACAGGGAUGAAGGCGUCAACGCUGAAAUAUCGUAUUCAUUUGGACCCCACACAACCGAGAUUUUUCAGAAGUUAUUUUCAGUUGAUGCGACAACGGGAGAAGUAAAGGUAAAAAGCCAAAUUGAUUAUGAAUCUGGCAGUUCAUACAAAUUUGACAUAGUAGCCAGAGAUAAAGGGGCACCAGCUAUGGAGGGUGUUUGUAGCGUCCAUUUGGAUAUCUUAGAUGUAAAUGACAACGUUCCAGAAAUCAUUUUAAAGUCAGCACCCAGUCCUGUCAGAGAGGACGCUCCCGUAGGGACGGUAGUGGCUUUGAUUAGUGCCAAGGAUGCAGACAAGGGUGAUAAUGGCCGAGUGACUUUAUCCAUAGCGCCAGGUCUGCCAUUUACGCUUAAACCAUCCAUUUCCAAUAAUUAUGCCCUCGUCACAGCAGGUGCAUUAGAUCGAGAGGAGUACCCAGAGUUCAUGGUUGAAAUCCAGGGGUCUGAUUCUGGAUCACCGCCGCUUACAUCAAAGAAAAACAUUAUGGUUGAGGCGUUGGAUGUCAAUGACAACCCACCAGUAUUCACUCAGUCCUUGUAUACCGUGUAUGUGAAAGAAAAUGGCGCAGCUGGUUCCAUACUUUGUUCCGUGUCAGCUACAGACUCUGAUGUAGGAGAAAAUGCUAAACUAACUUAUUCAGUCAUGAAUUCACAGAAACUGGACAUCCCGAUGUCUUCUUAUGUUUAUAUGAACUCAGAAAACGGCAGUGUUUUCACCAUGCAUUCUUUUGAUUAUGAGAAAAUCAAAGUAUUCGAAUUUCUAGUGCAGGCGAAAGAUCAGGGUUCCCCUCCUCUGACCAAUAACGCAACUGUGCAUGUGUUUAUUUUGGACCAGAACGACAAUGUCCCCGUUGUCAUUUACCCCUCCGCGAGCAUGGGCUCUGUGUCUCACCAGAGGAUGCCCCGCUCUGCUAAAAUGGGGCACCUCGUUACCAAGGUAACAGCUGUGGACGCAGACUCGGGCCACAACGCCUGGAUUUCCUAUAGACUGGCGGAAGCUACAGACUCGUCUCUGUUCGCUGUCAAUCUUUACACUGGAGAGGUGAGGACUAAACGCUCUGUUUCAGAGCAGGAUGACGCCUCUCAGAGACUGCUCAUAGAGAUCAAGGACAAUGGAGAGCCAGUGCAGUCCACCACAGUCACAGUGGACAUACUCAUAGAGGACGGACUGCACGAACCCGUCUCUGAUUUCAGACACAAAGCGUCAGAAAAAGACAAGAAAAACAGUAAAAUCACAUUUUAUUUAAUCCUGUCAUUAGCCUCCGUAUCUGUGCUAUCUUUAUUGACAUUUUUCAUCUUACUAAUUAAAUGCGCUAGAAGUAGCAGAGGGGGCGAAAGUUGUUGUAUUAGAAGAGACUCUGACGGCUAUAAGAAUCCCAACAGAAACCUACAGAUCCAGCUCAACACUGACGGGCCUAUUAAGUAUGUGGAGGUUCUGGGGGGAGACAUGAUGUCUCAGAGUCAGUCGUUUGGCUCCUAUCUGUCUCCAAUGUCGGAGUUCAGUGACUUAACAAUGGUCAAGCCCAGCAGCACGCUUGACUUUAAGGAUACAUUACGUGGACUUGAUGCGUCAUUGCCAGACAGCGCGUGGACCUUCGAGUGCCAGCAGUUAGCAAAGACAAUGCAUCCUGUUUUAGUCCGAUCAGACGUUAAGAGACAGUGCUGCGUUCACGUUGACGAGGAUGGAGGUGGCUACGUUGUGGAUUUUCUAAAGGUGGUGUUUGUGUUGCCAUUACGGAUACAGCUUUGUUAUUGGAUAUGUCGACACUAA